CUAAAUACUGAAACUCAGUUGGUUACGAGGGAAAACAGCGGAUGUGUUUAUCCUAAAUCUGACAACUAACGCAGUAAGUUUGCCGUUUUAACAGACUGUUUUAGUUAUUAGCACUUGUCCAUAACACAGGAAAGGCUACGAUUUAUAUCUCCAGCUUCGCAUCAUGUCCGCAGAUCUGGAUCUUUCUCCUCCGGAGGUUCCCGAGCCCACUUUCUUCGAGAGUCUCCUGCGUUAUGGAUUGUUUCUAGGAGCCAUUUUUCAACUUAUUUGUAUUUUAGCAAUAAUCAUACCCACAUCCAAGAGCCACGAACAGGUGGAGACGCCGGAGCCGGUUGACGCUCGCAGCUCUGAGCAGAACCGAAAGCCGAAGGGACCCGUUCAACAAAUCCGACAGAAACUGAAAAAGGAGAGCAAGAAGAAGAGAUAGAGAAUAUGUGUGUGUGAGAGUGUGAACAGUGAAGGUGCAGCCGUGAAUGUGUGUGUCUGACAAACUUUCUAAUAAUGGAUUCACUUACAGCAUUAAAGGAUGUGGUUUGAACAAGACAUUGUUCAGCCUUUAGAUCAUCUGUUUUUUUUGUAUUUUGCCAUGUCUUUCAAAACAGUGAUUUUAUGUCACAUUAUGUACGUAUCAUUGUUUUUGUAGUAAUAUUUGGUGUGAUUUUUUUAUGCCAGUUUUAAGUACAUUCAUCUGAAUAAACUGAUGACUAUUUA
Labeo rohita (rohu) is the source of this 711-nucleotide messenger RNA. It is a transcript of the gene manbal, whose product is annotated as mannosidase beta like. The coding region runs from base 164 to 427 and encodes 87 amino acids. The transcript is spliced from 3 exons. Gene Ontology annotation, cellular component: membrane. Lineage: Eukaryota; Metazoa; Chordata; Actinopteri; Cypriniformes; Cyprinidae. The record is from RefSeq and is a predicted model, not a curated record.